AUGAAGACCUGCAGCGUGCUCCUGGUCUGCUGCCUGCUCGCUCUGGCAGCAGUGGGCUGUCAGAGUUAUCUCGCUCUCAACUCCACAGUGGAUCUGAGACGUGUGUACGCCUCGCUGCCGGACCUCCGUGUGCACAGCCUCCUCCUGCUCCACCUGUUCGCCAGCAAAGUCUACGUCGACAGCAACAACAAAAUCCGUCCACUUCCGUCUUUCGAUCCAACUGCAGACUUUGGGUCUCAUUACUACGGGAACAAAGAGGAAUUAUUAGACCCUGCCCCUAGAGGAUGUCGGUUUUACAGUCUAGGCAGCGUCACAUACAAGCAGUGCAGUGGAAGCAGGCAAUGUCCUCCGUAUUUCACUGAUCCAAUUGGUCACAUUCGCAUGGACAACAAAGGGAGACUUAUUGUUUGCUUGGACAAUAAUAACCGUAUCCUGAAAGUGUAUCUCAGCCAACAUUUUCCUCUCUACCAGCAUGGCCCUGCGUACGAUAAAAAACACACCUUUGAAAUCAGCCCCCAGCUCCUGAUGGACCUACACGAGUUCCAUUUCGGCAUGGACCUCAAGGGACUCAAGGCGCUUAGGGACCGCUACGACCAAAACAUCAACAACAACCAGCUAAACAACGUGGUAAACCAGUGGACGAGAUACAAGGCCUCACUGGGGCUGCUGAUAAGGCUGGUCGUCUUCCUCUUCAAUAGGAGGACGAAGCGCAGUUAUGGAAGUAGUGAACCGAUUUACGGGUGGAGAAUGUGGUGCAGCCGUCUGGUCUUCGAAAACGAUAAGGACCAAACCCCGCGCGUAAUUCAACCAAUAACAACGAGCAAGGGCAGCGAGCAAACCUGGAAGGGGUUGGACGAGGGGCUUCAGGUCAGGCUGCAGAAAUUCAAAUCCGGUUUUGGUUGGUUUGCCGUGUUGGACGAGAUCUGCAGAGGUCCAGAAUUCCUGAAUCCAGACCCGGUUCGAGUCACGAACUACGCCCGACUCCAGCUCUUUGUCAGAAACGGCUACAGCUGUUUUCGCCUCUACAUCGAGAACUGUGACGACUGGAAGACCAACUUUGCUCAGGCGUGGGUUGGACUCUACAGGUCGAGAUGGGAUGAACACCGUCAAUACAUGGCUGACCAGUGGCAGUACGUGACCAAGUUUGGAAGAGGAUCCCGAUCUGGAGAGGCCGAGACUUACGAGUAUUGCACCGGUACCGUCGUGGUCCCAGGACUCCAGGCUCGGUUCAUGCUCAAGGGCUUUAACCAUAAAGGCUCUACUAAGACAUGGCCCAAAUGA
This is a messenger RNA of Knipowitschia caucasica, 1281 nucleotides long. NCBI's taxonomy places the organism in Eukaryota, Metazoa, Chordata, Actinopteri, Gobiiformes, Gobiidae. The record is from the annotation of a GenBank genome assembly.